AUGAUUGAGCCCUUCUUGGGAACCUGGAAGCUGGUCUCCAGCGAAAACUUCGAGGAUUACAUGAGAGAACUGGGAGUGGAUUUUGCAGCCCGGAAUGUGGCAGGUUUAGUAAAGCCAACUGUUAAUAUUAGUCUCAAUGGGGAAAAGAUUAACAUCCAAACAGAAAGCUCUUUCCAGAACACGGAGAUCUCCUUCAAACUGGGGGAACAGUUUGAUGAAACCACUGCAGACAGUCGGCAAGUGAAGAGCAUCGUAACAUUAGAAGGUGGGUCAAUGAUCCAGGUCCAAAAAUGGCUCGGCAAGGAGACAACAAUCAAAAGAAAAAUCGUGGAGGGGAAAAUGGUAGUGGAGUGCACCAUGAACAACGUUGUCUGCACUAGGACCUAUGAGAAAGCAUGA
Molecule: messenger RNA, 399 nt
Organism: Microtus oregoni (creeping vole)
Lineage: Eukaryota; Metazoa; Chordata; Mammalia; Rodentia; Cricetidae
Product: fatty acid-binding protein 9-like
Exons: 4
Coding region: 1-399 (132 amino acids)
Biological process (GO): fatty acid transport
Cellular component (GO): nucleus; cytosol
Molecular function (GO): fatty acid binding
Source: RefSeq, a predicted model, not a curated record